Messenger RNA from Chiroxiphia lanceolata (lance-tailed manakin), 5589 nucleotides. RefSeq names its product X-ray repair cross complementing 3 (gene XRCC3). NCBI's taxonomy places the organism in Eukaryota, Metazoa, Chordata, Aves, Passeriformes, Pipridae. Gene Ontology annotation, molecular function: ATP-dependent DNA damage sensor activity; four-way junction DNA binding; ATP binding. Gene Ontology annotation, biological process: t-circle formation; resolution of mitotic recombination intermediates; telomere maintenance via recombination. Gene Ontology annotation, cellular component: Rad51C-XRCC3 complex; replication fork. The record is from RefSeq and is a predicted model, not a curated record. The coding region runs from base 446 to 1489 and encodes 347 amino acids. The transcript is spliced from 8 exons.
CGCCCGCCCGGGGCUCCGGGCACGGUUCGGCUCCGCGGGGCGGUGACGACCGGCGCCCUACCAUUGGCUGUCCCGCCGGGGCGGCCGCUCGGAGGAGUUUUGAUUGGCCCGCGGCGGGCGAGCUGCUCGCUGAUUGGCUGCAGGGGUUCGUGACGAGUGAGGGCGGGGAGGCGGUGCGUUCGGUCCUCGUGUCCGUCUGUCUGUUCUUCCGCAGUGUGUCUGCACUCCGCUCCCCCCGCCUGCUGCCGGGCCCCUGGGACACCCCUGGCUGCCCCGUGACCCGCUCCCGGUGUUCCCUUCUCCCCGGUGCCUCAUCAGCGUGAGCGGAGCGUGCGCAAUGUUUUGGAGCCCCUCAGUCAAGGGUCGUCGUAAUCAUGGUUGACUCCACUGCUUUAAUCACAGAUAAUUGUGUGAUGCUCUGCUCGUCCCUGUGCAGUGUCAGGAAAUGGACUGGGACCAAUUUGACUUGAACCCUAGAACAGUUGCUGCCUUGAAGAAAGCUGACAUCAAAUCAGUAAAAGAGAUUUUAAACCUUUCUGGAGCAGACUUGCAAAGAUUGAUGAAGCUCUCCAGUGCAGACAUACAGUGCCUGCUGAAAACGGUCUCUCUCACGCUGAGGAGGAACAGCAUGGUCACAGCACUUCAGCUCUACCAAGAUAAUGAUCAUCUCACCUCCCAACACCAGAAGCUGAGCCUGGGAUGUUCAGUGCUGGAUAACUUGUUAAAAGGUGGCAUUCCUUUAGUGGGAAUCACAGAGCUUGCUGGGGAAAGUUCUGCUGGGAAGACUCAGAUUAGUUUACAGCUGUGCCUGUGUGUGCAGUAUCCUUACAAAUAUGGUGGAUUAGAGUCUGGAGCUGUCUACAUUUGCACAGAAGAUGCAUUCCCAAGUAAACGUUUGCAGCAACUCAUAGGCCAACAACAUAAGCUGCGUGCAGAUGUUCCAGCUGAAAUCAUACAGAAGAUCAAAUUUGGAAACAGUAUUUUUGUCGAGCAUGCAGCAGACCUAGACACCUUCCACAAGUGCAUCACCACGAGGCUUUCCCUGCUGCUGGCGAGGGGGAUGGUGAGGCUGGUGGUCAUCGACUCCAUCGCCGCCUUGUUCCGCUGCGAGUUCGGGGCUUCGGAGUCCGUCAUGAAGGCUCGGUAUUUGCAGACCUUUGGAGCACAGCUUCACAGUUUAAGCACAAGAUUCAGGACUCCAAUAAUGUGCAUUAAUCAGGUGACAGAUGCAGUGAGCGAGUUGGAAGCUGCUCAGUGCAGUUGUAGGGUAGUGGGUAACAGAGUUGUUCCAGCACUUGGAAUAACCUGGGCAAAUCAGCUGCUGAUGAGACUGAUGGCCAGCCGGAUAUCCCUGCCUGGACAAGCAUCUGGAGUGGCAUCACACUGCACUGGAAGUGUGAGGACUUUAAGGGUAGUUUUUGCUCCUCAUCUCCCUCCAUCCUCUUGCUACUAUACAGUACAGUUGGAAGGUGUAAAAGGGAUAAAAUAACUCCUUUGCAUAGUGAAGUAUUCUGCUCAAAAAAAGGUAUCAGAACUAUGAUUCAGGAAGAAUUACUAGUAAAAUGCAAUUCCUCCUAGAUGAGAGAAGUGGAUGGUCAAGUAUGUGAACAAUGGUAUGACUACAUUUAGCCUUGUCUGCAUUGUGAAAGAUGCUUUUACACUUGAAUAUUCGUCUUGUCCUGGUGAGAGAAGUGUUCUGGAGGAGGGAAGCUGUGGGCAGCUGGAGGCUGCACAGUGAAGUGGGAUGUGGCAACCCCCAUGUUGGGGGACACCUGAUGUCUAAUUUUAUUUUAAUAACAUACUAAUCUAGAACCAGCAUUUACUGCAGUUGUGUACCCUGUUUCCAGACCCAGAGGGACUCAACUUCAGUCAGUUAAUGUUGCCUGCUAGUGGUUCUGGGCCUCAUGCUGCCAUUAAGGAUAGCUGUUCAUUGAAAUAACACAAGGCAGCUUUGUCACGAAGCAGCUGUCCUGUUUUAAAACCACUUUUUAUUAAUAUUUGGAUUUUAAGAAAUACAAUACCAGAAAUGUACUUGAUUUUAACACCUUACUGUAAGAUUUAAAAUUGUACUGCCUUUGUACUAGAUGGGCAUGUUCAGCUUCAUAGCACUUCUACAAUUUUUCCUAAUGCUUUAUUUCCACUCUUUUCUUGCUUUUCUGUCCCCCUCCCUUCAUAGCAAAAGCCUCUUUAGCCUCUUUCAUUUGAAAAAUACUGAACCACAGCCCCCAUCCCCUUGCUCUGUGGUUACAAAGCUCAGGUCUGUCUUUUGGCCAGGGUACACUAUAUUAGUGAAACAGAGACCUCCUCUACCUUUUCCCAGUCAUCCUCUUUCAGGAUAAAGGCAGCCAUCCUUUCAUGUGGAAGCACGCAGCUGGGCAGCAGAAAGGAGGAAUUCUGUCUGGCUGUAGGCUGGCUCAGCUGGAAAUCCUUGGCAGAAGACUUCUCAGGGGACAACUAUGACUCAAGGAAAAGAGACCCCGUGUGACUGCCUUGGGAAGCUCCAGAGAACAGGAACAAUCACAGCUUGAAGCUGAAGGAAGGAAACUGAGCAAGCAGAAAGGAUGAGUUGCUUUCAGUGCUUCUGCAACCCCUUCAGGUAUCUCAGGGGACCUUGUGCAAAUAGCACAAGUUUUCUCUAAAUUGCUUUUCUAAAGCGUCUUAAUUUUCUGUAUUUGGAAACGACUGUGCUUGAUGGUGUUUUUUAAUAAAAUACAACCAUGAACUUUAGAAGCUUUUGUGUACUCUAAAGAAAAAGUGAGAGUGCCACAGUUCAGUGUCAUGGCUACCUCUUCAAAUCCCUCCCUUCUGUGCCUCCUUGCUGACAAUUCAAUGAAGAUCAACUACUGCAGCACAGGUAACACUCCAGUUUUUUCCUCUUCUGUCCCUGGCCUGUGUAUCUGGGACUGGAACAGUACCCAAUAUAAUGCUCAUUCUACUACUGACUGGAAAAAAAAAAGCCAGAGUGAGAUGUAGCUGAUUAUUGUGAGUCAGUCAACUCCUACCUGGACAUUCAUUACAGAGGAGCCUCAUCAAACUCAGGCUCCAAUCCCAGGAGUUGGCUUCACUGUGUUCUGAACAUGGAUCAGUCUGAUACAUACACACCUUAAGGAUCAGUCUGUAAUAUUUUGAUCAUUCUUCUGCAAGGAAUGAGCCAUAAGCAUUAAAAGUCAAAGAUGAGUCUGUAAUCAAAGUCCCAGUUUACCUGGUGAAAAACACUUUUACCCUGAAAGUGAAGUAACAUUUUGCCCGAGCAGGUCUUCCUGUCAGUCAUUGCCCGUGCUGGUUCUUAACUCUCCAGCUGAGUCAGAACAAUUACAGUUUGUUUUCUGGCUCAUCAUCACACACAAACCCUGAACCUCUCAAAUCCAACUGACCCCUUCAGCUCACAGCCAUCAGCUGGUCACCUGUAAGUGGCUGAAUGUUCAUCUCCAGAUCCUGCCCCGUCCCUCAGUCCCACCCCCAUCCAGCCUGGAAUGUCAUCUGACACAAGUGCAGCUUUGGGGCUGCAAACCCCCAUGGGAACUGAACAAAGCAUCUGCCUGCUUUGAACCCUUCUGUCAAAAGGGUUGUAAGAAGCAGAAGUUUAAUAAAUGCAAUUUAAGAACCUUCCCUUUAUACAGCUUUAUUCAUCUUUGGGUUUCACAACUGAGAUUUGUUUCUAUACAAGAAAAAACUGAAGUAGUUUUUACAAAGAUGAUUUACAUUCUAGAAUGUAUUAAGUCUUUAUCCUGCAAGACUACAUUUAAAUAUUUCUCUACACUUUGAAAAGAAACAUUAAAUGACACUUGAAAAACUUUUAAACAUUUCAAAUUAAACUACAGAUCUGUGAUGUAUUUGAAGAGGCAUUUUUCAGCAGAAAGAUCAUAUUCUAUGUUCGUUGCUUUGGAAAAGGAGAAUCAAAUUCAUUUGUACUUGGUAAAGAAUUUACACAACUGACCUAUUAACAAAACAGAUGUAGUAAAACAUUCUAAACAAUUUCAUUACAAGUUUCUUCAAAUCACAGUGAUUUGCUACUGUGUUACAGAUAACAUUUGUGGAAGUGUAUUUUCAACACAGUUUUAUGGGGUAAGACAGGCAGGUGAACUCUCAGUGGGAUUUCAUCCACAGCUGUGAGGAGCAGUAACUACUCAGAUCAAAUGCAGCAUCUGAAAGCCAAUCUUGGAAGGUUUAUUUAUCUUUUUUAAAUCAAAUAUGAAAGUCAUAUAUGGGGAUGAUCUCCUCAAUAAGGAUACACUGACAUUACGAACGCUCUUCUAGUUUUGCUUUUGCUGGGUUUUGGGUUUGUGAACAGUUGGGGCCAUGGGGAGGGGAAUAAUCCAAUGCAGUUGUUCCAAGAUUUCCCUCAGUUCUAACUAUUUACAAAAGAACUAAAAGCCAGUGUGUACUUCUCUAAGUCGGUGACAAUGAAACUUCACAGCAGCACAUCUUUGAACAUUUAUUCUCUCAGUACAGACUAACAUGACCAAAAAUGCAAUUCUCUUAGCAGCCUUCAGACACAAUACAUGACCUGCACAACAAAAGUAACUUAACACCACAUACUGUAAACACACUGCCAAAGCAGCACUGCACAGCCCUUUUACUAAAUAUGUACAAGUGAAACACACUACUUGCAAAAUUUCUGGAUUCAGAUGGUAUAAUUUAAGCAAAGAUACUUCUCAAGCUCAAACCAUUUUAAUUUACUACCAUUCAGGAGGACUUGGGGGGAUGGGGUGUCAUUUAUUUUAAUGUACAAACUGUAGACAUGUCCAACUGUUUUUGUGUUUUGCAAGUGCUGUUUUAUCACUGCAGUACUGCAAUCACCAUCACAAAUAUCACAACCAUAUGUUGGCUAUUCCUCCAGAAGAGAAGCAAAUAAUGAAACAGGUACAUUUUACAAGAAUACUUAGUAAGAUCUAAACUCAGGACCAAAUAUUGCCAAUAGUGGUAAAGACUGGCACACAACCAGAGACAGAAGAGCAACAAGCACCUUUCUGUCAGUUACAAUUCCAUGUAUGAUUCAUUCCACAUCCUGCUGUACACCCUGGGAUUCACCACUGUUCACAGACAAUCCAGAGGAACUGCCCUAACCUGGAGUUCUCAUGUUUUUCAUAAGUUCACCCUUGAAAUUCCGGUCAAGGACAAAAAUGCCAGAUUAAAACCACAACUGUUUACCAAGGCUGCAGUUUUCCUAACAAGAUGUCUGUCACGUCAUAAAGUCUUUUCUAGUUUUCUGUUUCAUCAGAGCUGUUGAUUUGUGCUGAAGACACCCAGGAAUUACACAAUUGGAUGUUCUGGAUGUAUUCUUUAUGCAGACUUAGCUACAACUGGAAUAGAGGAAACACAGAAAGAAAAUCUUGGAAAAAUAUAACUGAGAAGCCCAUCUGAAAUAUAAAUGUACACAAACCAUGCCCUGACAGUAACUCAUUCACAAUUCAAACUCAGGGAAUGUUGAUUUUAACUUGGUUUUUCUACUUUACAAGUUCUUCUCAAACUGCAAACAGCUCACUGGCUCCUAACAGUAAGGACUUGGCUACCAUUCUUGGGGAUUUAUGGAUUAAAGAAGUCUUGUAAUUUGUUUCUUCUCUGAAAAAAUGAAAACCUUUUAAAUGU